GCCGGGAAUCUACAGCGGGAAAGAAACAAGAGCAGAAAGACUUCUCUUGUGUUGGGAAAUUCCGAGGCACAGUUCCACGUGUAAUAUUCUGAAACAUGGAAACGCCAAGAUUGGAAGGUGGAAGAAUUAAUUUGGAUGCCCCUCGUUAUGACCAAUCAACAUUUCUUGGACGUGCUAAACACUUUUUCACAGUUACCGACCCAAAGAAUAUUUUGCGUUCAGCGAAAGAACUUGAUGAUGCAAAAGAACUUCUUCUAAAGUACAGGCAGAAAAAAGAACCUGCUGGAACCACUGAUGCUCAAAUAUGGACUGCUAAGAAAGUCUAUGAGUCAGCUUUCCAUCCUGAUACAGGAGAUAAAAUGUUCAUUAUUGGACGAAUGUCAGCACAAGUACCAAUGAACAUGUCAAUAUGUGGUUGUAUGUUGACAUUUUACAAGAGCACGUCAGCUGUUCUCUUCUGGCAGUGGAUCAAUCAGUCAUUUAAUGCAGUAGUGAACUACACAAACCGGAGUGGUGACUCUCUGAUAACAAAUGAACAGUUGGGAAUGGGAUAUGCAUUUGCCACAACAGGAGCUGUUGCUGUUGCCUUGGGAUUAAACCACUUAACUAAGUCAGCUCCACCUUUGAUUGGUAGAUUUGUUCCAUUUGCCGCUGUUGCUGCGGCAAACUGUGUGAACAUUCCUCUUAUGCGACAAACGGAGUUAUUGAGGGGAAUUCCUGUAACUGAUGAAGAUGGAAACAGAAUUGGAGAAUCAAAGGCUGCAGCACGGAAAGCCAUAGGAAGUGUUGUGUUUUCCAGAAUAGUUAUGGCAUCUCCUGGAAUGUCUAUCCCACCAAUUAUAAUGAACUAUCUAGAUACAAAGCCAUUUAUGAAGCGGUGGCCAAUUUUAGCUUCUCCAAUUCAAGUUGGAUUAGUGGGAUUGUGCUUGGUGUUUGCAACUCCCCUGUGUUGUGCAAUCUUUCCACAAAAGAGCUCUAUAGCAGUCUCAAAACUUGAACCUGAACUUCAAGAAAUCAUCAAACAAAGAGGAGGAACUCCACUGAAAUAUGUGUACUUCAACAAGGGACUUUGAAUCAUGAUAUUACUAUUAAUUUAUUAAGAGGAAUUGAUCAGAAUUUAUGUGCAAUUGUUGUGUGCAUCUUAUAGCAUGCUAACAUUUUUUAAUCACCCAGUGUAUCAAGUGAAUUUUGGUAUACUUUCUGUAAGGUUCAAUUGCAAUA
This is a messenger RNA of Pocillopora damicornis (cauliflower coral), 1221 nucleotides long. Its product is annotated as sideroflexin-1. Gene Ontology annotation, cellular component: mitochondrial inner membrane. Gene Ontology annotation, molecular function: monoatomic ion transmembrane transporter activity. The record is from RefSeq and is a predicted model, not a curated record. NCBI's taxonomy places the organism in Eukaryota, Metazoa, Cnidaria, Anthozoa, Scleractinia, Pocilloporidae. Gene Ontology annotation, biological process: monoatomic ion transport; serine import into mitochondrion.